Messenger RNA from Carcharodon carcharias (great white shark), 4100 nucleotides. RefSeq names its product cartilage intermediate layer protein 1-like. Bases 159 to 3722 code for a protein of 1187 amino acids. Lineage: Eukaryota; Metazoa; Chordata; Chondrichthyes; Lamniformes; Lamnidae. The record is from RefSeq and is a predicted model, not a curated record. The transcript has 9 exons.
GAGUGAACGGAUCCCAAACCAUAUAUAACAGCAAACGCAAGGCUUGUUAGAGCGGGUCUUUGGAGAUCUGUGUUUAGAGGAACUGCUCCUGAAGCAGCACUAUCUGAAGAUCCACAAUCUACAAGAUACAUUUAAUCUGCACCUAUUGUAAGAUCAGCAUGAAAGAAAUGGACUCAAACUGGACCACAAUCCUUCUCCUCUUUGGGAUGAUUUGCGGUUUAUCGCAAGGUCAUUGGGAAUGGACAUCUUGGUUUAAUAUUGAUCAUCCUGGUGGGAAUGGAGACUAUGAGCAGCUUGAUGCAAUCCAACGUUAUUACAAGGAACGAAUAUGUCCAAGACCAUCUGCUAUUGAAGCCCGCACCGUACAUGGAGUUCCUGCCACACUCACUGGAGAGGCAGUGCACCUCAGUCCUCACCUUGGCUUCUGGUGUCUCAACAAGGAGCAAAUUUCAGGGAAACGCUGUUCAAAUUAUGCUGUCCGAUUCAGAUGUCCCAAACGAUCCAUAGCUGCUGUAGCUCAGAGUUCCUGGUCCCAGUGGUCAGACUGGGGCCCCUGCACAGCAUCCUGUGGAGAGACAGGAGUGCAGACUCGUCGGCGGACCUGUUCCACACAGAGCAACGAGCAGCAGUGUCCAGGCCCUGUGGAGGAGGGGAAGCUGUGCAAAGGCCCAGCUUGUAUAACAACUCCUGCAACCACCACCAGACCACUGGACAUUCCAACGACAAGUAGCAGAGAAGGGCAGCCAGCUGGUUGUGAGCUGAGAUGUGCUAUGGGUCAUGUGAAUGCGGAGUGCAGUCGAUGUAUAUGCAAAGAGCAUCUACUUUAUGGUUCUGUACAUCUUCAAGAUGGUGCUCCUGCCACCAAGGCAACUGUCCACCUGUGGGGAAAUUCGGAUAAAGUCCUUACAGACUGUGAUGAACAGGGAAGAUUUCAAAUUACUGGUCUUUGCCCUGAUGGCAAAACAACAUUAAAAAUUAAGAAGGCUUAUUAUGGAACAGCAGUUGUCACACUGAGUGUAAACUACAGCAAAAUGCCUACCAUUGAAGUGAAGCUCAAAAGAUCUGAAAAGCCGUUUAUCAGGAAACAGCUGAUGAGCAAAGUCAGACGUGAGGGGCAAAGUGUAACUUUCUGCUGCAAAGUUGAGUGUAAUCCCCCACCAGACAAGCACUUCUGGUAUCAUAAUGGCUCUUUGCUACCUGUGGAGACACAUCGAUAUGACAGUACACUUGUGUUAAAGCAGCUGCAGCCACAACAUGCUGGGAAAUACAUGUGUCGAGCUAGUAACACAGCAGGUUCUAUUAAAUCCCAGCCAGCGACACUUACUGUGAUAGCUCCCGGUGCUCCUUCCUGCAACCCCAAACCUGAGAGUCACUUAAUACAACUUCCUUACGACUGUUACCAGAAUCUGACUCAAUCAUUUUAUUAUAAUGUGGGCAAAUGUCCUGUAGUAACUUGCGCAGGAGAGCAGGAGCCAGAGUUACGAUGCAAAGAUACAACUGCACACUGCUGUGGGGCAGUGAAACUGGAGGAAAGGAUGAUCUCCUGCACUAAAUACACACUUCCCAUCAAGGUGGUCAGCAGUUGUGGCUGUCAAAAGUGCAUUGAAACCAGGACAAUUGUCCGUGGUCGUGCGAUAGCUGCUGAUAAUGGUGAAGCCAUGAGGUUUGGACAGAUUUUCAUGGGUGGAAAGAAGAUCAGUAUGACUGGGUACAGGGGAACAUUCUCCAUUCAGGUUCCUACACAUGUGGAUCGCUUAGUGCUCACUUUUGUGGAUCGGUAUCAAAAGUUUGUGAACACAACAAAGGUUCUGCCCUUUAACAAAAAAGGGGGCUCUGUGUUUCAUGAGGUUAAACUUUUAAGGAAGAGGCCAGCCGUCACUCUGGAUUGUUCUGUUAGCAAUUCCAUUUCCCUGGGGGAAAUAGAAAGCCAAAAUCCUGUAGCGCAAUUGGAGAUUCCUCCCAACUCCUUCUACAGACAGAAUGGAGAAAUCUACAGGGGCUUAGUCAAAGCCAGUGUAACUUUCUUGGAUCCAAGGGAUAUUUCUUUAGCUUCAGCAGCUCAGAGUGAUCUGAAUUUCAUCAAUGAAGAAGGUGAUGUUCUUCCUCUGAGGACAUACGGCAUGUUUUCUCUAGAUUUUAUGGAUGAAGCAACAAUGGAAAGCCUCAAUGCAGGACAAGUAAAGAUUUUUCUGGACUCAGCACAGGUUAAAAUGCCACAACACUUGGAGAAAAUGAAGCUCUGGUCACUCAAUCCUGAAACAGGCUUCUGGGAAGAAGAAGGUGAUUUUACGUUUAUUAGAAGCCGAAGAGGUAAACGAGAAGAGAGAACCUUCCUGGUGGGCAAUAUGGAGAUUCGAGAGAGAAGACUUUUUAACCUUGAUGUCCCUGAAAGUAGAAGAUGCUAUGUGAAAGUCAGAACCUUUCGAAGUGACCGAUUUAUGUCAAGUGAUCAGAUAGAAGGAGUUGUUGUAUCACUUGUUAAUGUAGAACCCAUGCAAGGCUUUUCCUCUAAUCCCAGGGCUUGGGGUCGUUUUGACAGUGUUAUUACUGGUUCAAAUGGAGCUUGCGUGCCAGCUUUCUGUGAUGACCAACAGCCAGAUGCUUACUCCGCCUAUGUGAUGGCAACUCUAGGAGGAGAAGAACUUGAGGCAGUGGCAUCCUCCCCCAGAAUGAAUUCGAAUACAAUAGGUGUUCAGCAGUCUUACUUAAAUAAACUGCAAUAUAGAAGAUCAGAUCAUGAAGAUACCAAAGUUAAGAAGACAGCUUUUAAAAUUAACGUAGCCAAACCCACUCCCAAUGUUCCAGAUGAAAUGAAUGGUCCUAUAUACCCUUAUGAAAACUUAAAAGAGUGUGAAGAGGCUUCAUUUAGUGCAGGCUAUUUCCGAUUUUACAGAGUAGAAGGAGAUAGAUAUGAUUAUAACACUGUAGCUUUCAAUGAGGAUGACCCAAUGAGUUGGACAGAAGAUUACCUUGCUUGGUGGCCAAGACCACUGGAAUUCAGAGCUUGUUAUAUAAAGGUGAAACUCAACGGCCCCCAAGAGAUCACUGUGAGAUCUCGAAACAUGGGAGGGACUCAUCCUCAGACAGUUGGAAAGAUUUACGGCAUUCGAGAUGUGCGGAGUACUCGUGCUCUGGACCAGUUGGGCGUCUCUGCCGUUUGCUUGGAAUUCAAGUGCAGUGGAAUGCUUUAUGACCAAGAACGUAUUGACCGCACGUUAGUAAAGAUUAUCCCUCAAAAUGACUGCCACAGAGAAAGUGUGAACAAUAUGUUACAGGACUAUCUGGUUAACCAUCUUCCUCUUGCUGUCAACAAUGACACCAGUGAGUUUACCAUGUUGGCUCCACUCGAUCCUCUUGGCCACAACUAUGGAAUCUACACAGUAACUGAUCAGGAUCCAAGGACAGCCAAGGAAAUAGCACUGGGGAGAUGUUUUGAUGGAAGUUCAGACAAUGUUUCCAGAGUCAUGAAGUCUAAUGUAGGUGUGGCAUUGACCUUCAACUGUAAUGAGAGGCAGGCGGGUCAGCAGAAUGUAUUCCAGAGUCUGCAGAAUUCGCCGGGGCAAUCACUGACGAAUAGCAUGUGGAUGGGUCAAAGAAAGAGAGGCAGGGGACAGAGAGACAAUCUGUAUGGCCUUCGUCCAUUUAAUAGAUUAAGGAAACAGAGGAGAGCACCACGCAGAGAGCAAUGGCAGAACAGCCCUCAGUUCAGUAACAUGGAUUAAACAAACGAGCUUCAGAAACGUGAUUAGCCAGUCACAAAACCAGCCUUUCCUGAAGAAGGAAUUCAAUUCUGUUUAUCCAUUGAACUGAGAUGAUUAGUCAAUUCUUUUUAAAAUGCAUAAAUAUAAAUCCUAUUUAUUUCGGGCAGUAUUUGAAAGCAGUGCUUUACCAUUUGGAUCAAGGUCCUUGGGGACAGGUAGACAUUGCACCACUUACAAUGUACUAUAGCAAAACUAUAUUGAAAGCACAGUUAAACACCUUUAAGCAUAAAUUGUAGCUUGCAGCUAUUCCAAUCUUUGUUCUUUUCAUGAUGGUGUAUUCUGCUUAUAGUUGGUAUUCUGGAAUAUGCACUCUUUAUACAAUAAAUUGCUUGAAUUUUA